AUGAUGGUUACAUGCAGUAAGAAGAAAAAACUGAAGAAAGGUAGAAAGAGAAACUUUGUUGAAAUCCCACAAAACCUAGUGAAGGAGAUUAUCAAGAGAUUGCCUGUGAAAUCUGUAGCUAGGUUUCUUCUAGUAUCCAAGUCAUGGGCAAAUCUCAUCACCGGUCAAGAUUUCAUCAGAUCAUUCCCAACUAGGUCUUGUUCGUCUCAGCCUCGUGUCCUAGUCAGUAUCAUUGGUCGAACUACAUCAUGUAAACGCCAAUAUUGCUGCUUCUUCUCGUCGUCUUCCACAUCAACGACUUUUCUGUCACGUGUUGAAUGUCCCCAUGAAGAUCCUGAAAACUUCUUCUACCAUCCUCAUUAUGCUAACGGCUUGAUAAGGCUUGGAUGUGGUACUCAAAAAAUCAUAUGCAACCCUAGCACCGGUAAGCCCAUAACUUUACCAAGAGUCGAAAGCAUAAAAAGGGUCUCCAAAAGUUUGUUCGGGUAUGAUCCGGUUAACGAUGCAUACAAAAUAUUAUGCAUGACGAAAAACCGGGUUAUGAAAUGCAAUUCACCAUCAUAUGAAUAUCAAUAUCAAGUACUGACUUUGGGAGCUGAACAGUCUUCAUGGAGAAAGAUAGAAUGUAGCAUUCCACACCGUUAUUGCUCUAACGCUUAUGUGUGCAUAGAUGGUGUUGUUUACUAUGUUGGUAGUACUAUUAACAGAACAGGUUCUGACUGGGGCUUGAUGAAAUUUGAUUUGAGGUAUGAAAAGUUUGAUCGUCUUACUAGCUUAUCCUCAGACAUGGCACGUCUAGGUGAUGAUUGCGUUUUGAUAAACUACAAGGGGAAAGUAGCCAUAGCCGCUAAUGCUAGAGGAAAUACAUUUAAUGUGUGGGUUAUAGAUCAGGAUGCUGAUCCAAAACAUGGAUGGUUGAAGAAAAGUUUUUGUACUGAAUCUUGGAAAAGUUCAUCAAAGUUAUUCAUAUAUGGCUCUACUCGCACGGGUGAGUUUGUUUUGGCACCAAGAUUCUAUUCUGAUGACUUUAAUGUUAUGCUUUACAAUCCCAACACGGAUGGUUUGAGAAAAAUUAAGGUUGACGUAAAGGAAGGCAACGAGUUCAAGUAUUUUCGUCGUACGAGAGUAAUGGUUUUCCCGGAGUACGUUGAGAGUAUUAGGUUGUUGUAA
Molecule: messenger RNA, 1170 nt
Organism: Eruca vesicaria subsp. sativa (arugula)
Lineage: Eukaryota; Viridiplantae; Streptophyta; Magnoliopsida; Brassicales; Brassicaceae
Source: the annotation of a GenBank genome assembly